AUGCCUCAACCAUCAUACCGCCAAUCGAAGGUAGUACAGGAAAAGCGUCGAAGAGACGAGAUCAACGAGAAGUUGGAGACACUUCGCAGCCUACUUCAGCUGAAAAGCAAAAAGUAGGAGUUAGGGGACUGUACCCGGAUGUAAAUGGAACGUUUUCAGGCAAGAGGACAUACUUUGCAAAGUGAUCGGCAUGCUCGGAGGCCCAGAACUUCCGCCCGCCUCGCCAUCGGCCGCCGAUCACUCUUCGAGCGGAUCGAUCAAGAAGAGUUUGAAUGAUAUGAAAGCGGAAAGAGAAAGAAAGCGUCGCAGAAGACUCAUCGUCGCCAACGACGCCCUCACAACGAUCAUCCGAGAGAAGAAACUGGGGACGGAGCAGCAGAGAGCCAAGUUGGAGAGAGCGACGGUCCUCGACAUUCUCAUCCAGCACUUUGAGAAGCCUUCUCCUGUCACCCAGCCGUCGAUUCCACUCUUUCCGCUCUUCCAGCCGUUGCUCGCCAACCCACUCCUUCUGAAUCUUCUUCUCAAUGCCAGUCAGAAGCCACAUGACACUUCUAGUGAGAAAUUGAACGAAGACGAGUCCUUCAUCGACAUUAUCAACUGA
Caenorhabditis sp. 36 PRJEB53466 is the source of this 601-nucleotide messenger RNA. The record is from the annotation of a GenBank genome assembly. NCBI's taxonomy places the organism in Eukaryota, Metazoa, Nematoda, Chromadorea, Rhabditida, Rhabditidae.